Oncorhynchus masou masou (cherry salmon) is the source of this 2059-nucleotide messenger RNA. Its product is annotated as caveolin-2-like. Lineage: Eukaryota; Metazoa; Chordata; Actinopteri; Salmoniformes; Salmonidae. The transcript is spliced from 3 exons. Gene Ontology annotation, biological process: insulin receptor signaling pathway; negative regulation of endothelial cell proliferation; cell differentiation. The record is from RefSeq and is a predicted model, not a curated record. Gene Ontology annotation, cellular component: perinuclear region of cytoplasm; cytoplasmic vesicle; sarcolemma. Bases 106 to 594 code for a protein of 162 amino acids. Gene Ontology annotation, molecular function: protein kinase binding; molecular adaptor activity.
GCACCGGGCGUGGGUCCGUUUAAUGCGCGCAGGCACAGACACACAUGCAGAGAGCGCCACCAACGAGAGCUCUCCGCUGCCCACCGCGCCGUCUGUGAAGUGAAAAUGGGUAUCGAAAAGGAGAAUUACGAGACGAGUAUUAUCAUGGACGAGGACGAGUUCAACAGAUCAAUAGAACCGAUUUUGUCGAAAAAAGACAAAGUUUACGCGGCGAUCCCAGACAGAGAUCCCAAUGACAUAAAUGCGCACUUAAAGGUUGGUUUUGACGAUGUGAUCGCAGAGCCCAGUUCCAGCCACAGCUUCGACAGAGUAUGGAUAGGAAGUCACGCCGUCUUCGAACUGUUCAAAUAUGUUUUCUACCGAAUACUGACCACCAUCCUCGCCGUUCCCAUGGCAUUUAUCAUCGGGAUAGUCUUCGGGGUCCUCAGCUGUAUUCAUAUUUGGGUGUUGAUGCCGGUGGUGCGGAGCUGUCUGAUGGCUCUGCCCUCUGUCCAGGUGGUCUGGAGCAGCCUUACAGACAUUUUUGUCACCCCCCUCUUCCACAGUAUGGGCAGGUGCCUGUCCUCUGUCCACGUCAAGGCCAUGGACAUCUGAUAGAGUCUUUCCUUCCCUGUUAUGGGGGUUAAGAAGUUAAAGGACAUCUUCACUUUUUUCUUUUACCUAUGUCUAAGUGGAAAAACAAGUAAAUAAUUUGAGGUAACUCUUAAAAAAGUGAAGAUGUCAUUGACCUAUGUUUGCAUUGAAAUAUAUAAGCUGUUUAUAAAGUCAACAUUGACACACCGUGUGGUGGAAUUAUGGUAGAGCAUAUAAGUGCAACUGAUAAGUUACGAGCGCUCAUAAAGGGUGAUUAGGGUCAACUUCCCUUGCAUUUCUAAGCAGUUUUGAUGUAUUCUGCCAAAAGGACAAUUGUUCAGUUGUGACCAAAAUCAAUGAUUAUCAUUCCAUUAUUGUGAUGCUAAGAAUAACUGUUUUAAUAAUAAAGGAUCAGAUUAGGGCCAAACAGUAUAUUGGCCCGUUAGGCAUCAUAACAUUCCUGGCAUCAGACAUGUAACGUUUGUGUAGUUUCUGCUUUUUAUGUGUUGUGGAUAUACAGCAGAGGAUUCAGAUGGGAUUUGAAUGAAUGAAUUUGUUUUCUGUAAGAGAGUGUACACUGAUCCUAGAUGCUGAGAUGCAGCUUAUACUUCUGCAGCCUUAUUUUGCUGCUGCUGUGUUAAUCUCACAAUGCUUUGGAUACAUUUUGUGCAUUUGCUUUUACACAAAGACAACCUACCUAGUAAAGACCUAAGACAGUUGUAUAUAUUUUGAACAGAAGCUGGACUUUUACGUGUCUAAUAUAAUAAACAAAAAGGGUGGGUUGUCGGAGUAUUGGCUUUCGAACUAAUUAUUUAUCCAUGUGUUCUUGACGGUCCAUGUUUCUGUGAGUCGUGAAAAAACUGGACAGAACUUUUAUGUUAAGUAUCUAAGAUGAGUUUUACUACUCUGGCUUAUUCUAUACAGUCAGGUACUUGGUCGUAGGCCUAGGUGCUGCUGAGCUUUCUAUAAGCCGUAGAGCAACUAGCUUGCUUUAUACUUUGAUGUCAGAACCCAAAUGUGGAGAGAAUCUAGCAGUUCUUCACAACUUAUCGUAUAAUAAUCACACAAAACCUUGGCUUUAUCCAAAACGGCACCCUCUUCCCUAAAAAGUAGUGGGCUGUAUAGGGUAUGGGGUGUCAUUUCAGAGGCACCCUUGUGCUUUGUUUUAAUGGACAACCAAACGCAGCGACUCUGUCAGUAACUUCUAAUCGUUUGGCUAAGCUAGGCAGUUGACAGCCUGCCAGCCAAUAGACCAUGUCUGUACUUGGCUGAGUUAUCUCUUCAGUGCUGAGAGGAAAUUGGAGGUGUGGUUGUGCAAUAGAGCACACAGGUGUGGAAUUAUUAUUUUUUAUGGAGCAAAAAUGGUAAAUGGCAUGAUGUGAUUCUAAUUGAGCUCAACAAACGAGACUUAUUCUUUGAUUUGUAAAAAAGAACCUAAAGUGUUCCUAUUCUGCAUCAAAUAAAGAUAAUUAUUUGUAAAAAUGUU